UUUGCUUUUUUGCAUGCGGGCUCGCGGCUGCUUGCUGCUUCCUGUUGUCUCGUCAUCUUCCAUCCCCUUGUCCCUCCAUCCUGUUAUCCUUUUCCUAUCGUUGUCGUCCUGAUGCAACUCGCUCCCUGAAUACGAGUCUAUCUAGGUACUCCGCCCUUUGACUACCUUAUUAAAUUACCUGACCGCAAUCCUCCGAAAACGUCUGACUGGACCCUGUAACACAUGCAUCUCCACGUCCCUGUCUGGUCUCAGAUCAUCGCACAUUCAAAUCCUUGCCUCCGUUGAACCUGCGAAUCACUCAACCAUCUCUAUCAACGACUCCUCAUCCCUCUACAAACCUACUUUCUUCCGUAUACACCCGAGCCCUCCCUUGGAACGCACCUCUCCCCCGCAUUAUACGCUCUGGCAUCUGGCCUGACGUCCAAUGCUCGCGUGCUCCGAAUGAGGUAUAUUGCCGCGUCGACCAGGGAUAUGGCUUGAAGGUCGCAGUCUACCAAUAUCAUCAUGUCCUCUUCCCCGCCUCCGCCUCGGCGGUUCAAGCCAGAGCCUCUCGAGACCACCACUCGAAGAUCAAGACCCGCCAACGGCUCACCUCGCCCCCCCUCUUCAAGCCCUGGUCCAAACGAAUCUCGAGCCUCAAGUGCUGACCCGAUGUCUUCUCAAACAAGGCCUCGCAAGUCUCUUCCUCAACCAGUUGAGUCUUUCAGAAGCUCUCGUAAAAAGGACGUGGAGCAUGUUGAGGACAAUACACCGACUCGCCCUUUCACUACUCCCUCGGAUUCCGACAAAAUCUACAAUCAUCCUAAUCUUCCGGUUGCCUCAGGCAGCGACCCUCCUAAGCCGGCCAGACGCUUCGCCCCGGAACCGGUCGAAACCACCACACGAUCGUCAAGAAGAAAGUUCCCCCCAGAACCUAUAGAAACAAUCACGAGAAGUAGCAAAGACAAAGACACGAACCCAGAAGACCCUGCCGCCAAACCCCGGCGAAAGUUUGCCGCCGAACCUGUAGAGACAUCUGUCAGGAGCAACAAAAACAAAAACGUUGAUGAAGUGGACGAGACUCAAAGUUCACAUCCCCGUCGGAAGUUCGCUCCCGAACCUAUUGAGACUACAAAAGUUACCAGGCGCAGACGACAUACUAGUGACUCAGACGACGCUGAUGAGGAAGCGCCAGUGUCAGGGGAGUCUCUAGCAUCUAGCAGGACAUCUUCGGGGCCACGAAAAUGGCAUCCUGAGCUUCUGGAAACAGCCAAGGGGUCCUAUCGGAGAGUUUACCCUCCCAAGGAUACUAGUCAAGGCCGGCCUCCGCCGUCACCCUCAAUAAGCGAAGGAGAGACGGCAGAUGAGGACGUUGGCACCGGCGAGUCUCGAUUUUCUGCGGCUGCACUUGCUCGCAAACAGUCGAGUCAGAGCCGACAACAUUCUUUCCAAGUCCCUGACCUGCCUAUGAUAGAGUCCACGACGGAGGAUUCCGAAACGCCGUCUCUCAGCGAUUCACCAUCGUCAAUCGAAACAGAGCAUAGAAGAGAAGAUAACCCACCUAGGGAGCAGGACAGCUAUACUGAAUAUGUUCUCCGUCUCGCAGCCGAGACGGUAACUGAAGAAGAACUACAGCAAGCGGCUAUGGCUGCCUACAUCAACGAACGACCACAUGAACCUGUAGACCACUUCGCCUUUACUGACGACGAUGGGCCUUUACCUGUGUCCAAGUUUCAGGGCGAGGAGGGAACAGAUGCUCGAACAUUUCGACGAUCAUCGGCUGCAGAGUUAACUUUGGAAUUGGAGGGAAUGCGAAAACAUCAUGAACAGCUGGAAAAGGCAAAGAAGGGCUUGAAAGUGGAUACCGCCGGUCAAAGUCCCUUCAGCGCUGCAGCCCUUGCGAUGAGACACAGCAAAGAGUCCAAGGUGCUCCAGAAGACCAAGAAACCAAAACCACUCGAUGAGGAUUCGGAACUUGCUCGAAUGCGAGCUGCAGCAUCUCCGCCCAUGUUAGGCAACGAUCUAAUUUUCCCUUACACUAUAUCGCCGAAAAUGACCCGGUGCGACCCAGAUCAACCUCCGAGACCAAGGACCGCCGACAGUGAUGAUGAAUCCACGGAGGCGAUCAGCCCUCACCUGUGGAUGUCUGAUAAUAAACCCAGAAAUGAUGCCGACGGAGGUUUGUGGAUGGGUUUGUGUCAGGCCGGCAUGUGGCAGUCUCAGCCUUCCCAGAAUGGUUUACGCAGCGGUAUUCAAACGCCCCUGCCACAGACCCCGGCCACAGAGAAAUUCAAUCCCUUUGAUACCCUGACGGUCGGACGAGAUUCACUCACCCCUGGUCGUGGAGCCCAAACCCCUGGUCGACGACGCCCAUUGUCAGGCAUGUCCUUCCUACCGCUCACACCACCUCGCAGCCAGGAUGGCGAUGAAUUCACGAACACAAUCGACAAAAAGCUGCAGCUGGAGAAGCAGAUCGAAGACGAAUUUCCGGCACGAGUCAUUACCCAGAUCUACAAUUAUUUGAGUCUUGGAUAUCCCAGUCUUGCACAUAUGUUCGAUGAAGAGUUGAGCAAGAUCAGCAGAAUUUCACUCGAGGAGCUGCGGAAAGACGACUAUCGAGCAGAUGCCAAGGGCUACGUCGGCGCGCCGGAGGGAGACGGAUGCAAUGAAAGCGAAGUGGUCGGUGGCAAGUGCAAGCGUUGGGAGGCAUUGAGGUUAUAUGUGAAAGAAUGGGCAAGGCAGAGUCCAAACUUUGCAGAUGACAGAGCACGCGUCAUCCUCGGUGCAGAUGAAGACUGGGGUGCACGAGCAAGGAAAGGCAGCUGGGGUCAGUGAACCAAUUCUUGUUGGGGUUGUUCUGUGUUGGCAAUGCUGUACAACAUCGGAUUCAACAACAAGAAGGCUCCAGGCACGCGGGGUGGGAUUCUCUGGACAAUAUGAUGCGCCGUCGACUCGAAGAUUGUAUAGAGGAAGUUGGAUAUAUUACUGAAGAUAUUAUUCUUUGCCCUCGGAGGCUAUCUCGCAGCGGUGUGCUGCCACUGGAGGAGGAGGCGGCAUGAUCAAGGACUAGUGGGAAUGUCAUGUUACAGGCUAAUUGAGCCGUGUAUGUACAAGUACAUAUUUAGCAUACGCUUCGCAAGCAGAUAAUGAUUUGAUGAUUGCAUUGAUUCUGAAGACAUAGUUGAACUUCUG
Exophiala oligosperma is the source of this 3171-nucleotide messenger RNA. RefSeq lists its product as uncharacterized. The transcript has a single exon. Bases 505 to 2814 code for a protein of 769 amino acids. NCBI's taxonomy places the organism in Eukaryota, Fungi, Ascomycota, Eurotiomycetes, Chaetothyriales, Herpotrichiellaceae. The record is from RefSeq and is a predicted model, not a curated record.